Molecule: messenger RNA, 285 nt
Organism: Verticillium nonalfalfae
Lineage: Eukaryota; Fungi; Ascomycota; Sordariomycetes; Glomerellales; Plectosphaerellaceae
Exons: 3
Coding region: 1-285 (94 amino acids)
Source: RefSeq, a predicted model, not a curated record
AUGUCUGGCAAGUACGCUUUCACCACGGCCCUCAAGGAGGUGCGCUUCCUCUUCUGCCAGACCUCCGAGCACAGCGCCGCGACCAGGUCUUUCCUCACGAGGACAUACCCCACCAUGAAGAAGCACAACCCUCAGACCCCCAUCAUGCUGCGCGAAGCGGCCGGCACCCUGCCCAAGGUGUUUGCGCGAUACGAAUACGGCGUCGAGAAGUCGCAGAGCCUCGAGGGUCUGUCCGACAAGCAGAUCGAGGAGACCGUGACUGGGCUGGUCAGGACCACAGCGUAG